Rhipicephalus sanguineus (brown dog tick) is the source of this 522-nucleotide messenger RNA. RefSeq lists its product as uncharacterized. The record is from RefSeq and is a predicted model, not a curated record. NCBI's taxonomy places the organism in Eukaryota, Metazoa, Arthropoda, Arachnida, Ixodida, Ixodidae. The transcript has a single exon. Bases 174 to 413 code for a protein of 79 amino acids.
CCGCCCCAACGGCUUUCUCUUCAAAAGCUCAGGCAAGCUAAGCUGACCGCUCCCGGACCGCAGUCGCGGACAAGCCAGCACCGCCUCAGAAAGGGCCCUUCUGGUCGAAAGGCCAGUCCCUUGAAGUCCUCGUCGCGGUCUUCGCCGCGCGCGGUCCGUCCACCCUGGCCGACAUGGCCAACUCGUUCAAGCGCUUCCUCACCAUCUUCGGCUACAAGCUGGACCGCAAGUGGGGAAACUUCAAGGCGCGCGUCAAGGAGAAGACCGACAAAGGCAACGCGGCGUCGUGGAGCAGCGUUCGCUCGCCCAUCGACAACCUGCGCCGCAAGAAGAAGAACGGCUUCGGCAAGCUGGACGACCGCAACGUCGUGACCCAGGAGUUGCCGGCCUUCGGCGCCUACUGCCAGUACUGACGCCGCUACCCCUUCGAUUGCCUUCUUCCAAGCCUGAAACCCAGUUCAACUCGAGGUGUCCUCUUUCGCUCAUCUUAGAACCAAGCUGUCUUGAUCCUGGAAACCCUGC